CGUGACGGAGGCUUAGCCCAGAUCAGUGGAAUCAUGCGUCACACAGCUCUAUCAUGCUGGCAGCUGUUCCUGGGUCUGGCUGUGCUGCUUGUCUUCACAAGCCCCGCUGCAGGCUGUCCAGCCCGCUGUGAAUGCUCAGCACAGAACAAGUCUGUCAGCUGUCACCGAAGACGUCUGAUGUCCAUCCCAGAAGGCAUUCCCAUUGAGACCAAAAUCUUGGACCUCAGCAAGAACCGACUGAAAAGUGUUAACCCUGAGGAAUUCACAUCAUACCCGUUGCUGGAGGAGAUUGAUCUCAGCGACAAUAUUGUCUCCAAUGUGGAGCCUGGAGCUUUUAACAAUCUCUUCAACUUGCGCUCCUUGAGGCUGAAAGGAAACCGUCUGAAGCUGGUCCCCCUUGGGGUGUUCACUGGGUUGUCAAACUUAACAAAGCUUGAUAUAAGUGAAAACAAGAUUGUCAUUUUGCUGGACUACAUGUUUCAAGAUCUGCAUAACCUAAAAUCCCUGGAGGUUGGGGACAAUGAUUUGGUGUAUAUAUCACACAGGGCCUUCAGUGGGCUGCUUAGCCUGGAGCAGCUCACCCUGGAGAGAUGCAACCUCACAGCUGUACCAACAGAAGCUCUUUCUCACCUCCACAACCUCAUCAGCCUGCAUUUGAAACAGCUCAACAUUAAUGCUUUGCCAGCAUACGCCUUUAAAAGACUGUUUCGCCUGAAAGACCUGCAGAUAGAGGCCUGGCCCCUCCUGGACCUGCUGCCUGCCAACAGUCUGUAUGGUCUCAACCUGACUUCUCUCUCCAUCACAAACACCAACCUGUCUGCAGUACCUUACUCUGCUCUUAAACAUUUGGUUUACCUGACACAUCUCAACCUCUCUUACAACCCCAUCAGCACCAUCGAGGCAGGCAUGCUGUCGGAUUUAGUGCGCCUGCAGGAGCUCCACAUGGUGGGGGCACAGCUGCGCACCAUUGAACCACAUGCUUUCCAAGGGCUCCGAUUCUUACGCGUGCUUAACGUGUCCCAAAACCUGUUAGAAACCUUAGAAGAGAAUGUAUUCCAUUCCUCCAAAAGCAUUGAGGUCCUCUGCAUUAACAACAAUCCUCUGGCCUGUGACUGUCGUCUUCUUUGGAUUUUGCAGCGGCAGCCCACCUUGCAGUUUGGUGGCGAACCACCAAUGUGUGCUGGCCCAGACAGUGUCAGAGAGAGGUCAUUCAGAGACUUUCACAGCACAGCUCUCUCCUUUUAUUUCACCUGUAAGAAGCCCAAGAUACAAGACAAGAAGUUGCAGUACCUGGUAGUGGAGGAAGGACAGACCGUGCAACUGAUGUGCAAUGCUGACGGGGACCCACAGCCAACCAUUUCCUGGGUUACCCCACGCCGGAGGCUGAUCACAACUAAAUCAAAUGGUAGAGCCACUGUGCUGGGAGAUGGCACCCUGGAGAUCCGAUUUGCCCAAGACCAGGACACUGGGAUCUAUUACUGUAUUGCAAGUAACGCAGCUGGGAAUGAUACCUACUCGGCCUCCCUGACAGUAAAGGGGUUUACUUCAGACCGUUUCCUUUAUGCCAACAGGACCCCUAUGUAUAUGACAGACUCCAACGACACAAGUUCUAAUGGAACUAAUGCAAACAGCUACUCUCUGGACCUCAAGACAAUAUUGGUGUCCACAGCUAUGGGCUGUUUCACGUUCCUUGGAGUGGUUUUAUUUUGUUUCCUUCUUCUUUUUGUGUGGAGCCGAGGGAAAGGCAAACACAAAACCAGCAUUGACCUUGAAUAUGUCCCUCGCAAAAACAAUGGUGCUGUGGUUGAAGGGGAGGUUUCUGGACCACGAAGGUUCAAUAUGAAAAUGAUUUGAUGGUAUUCUGCUAGCAGUGCUUUUUCUGUGGCAUUAAAACCAAUUAAAACAGCCUGGCAUGUGGAAUUGCUAGGCAGAAGCAGCUUAAUGCAGCUGUCAGUGUAUCAAAAGGUUAUAUGAAAAUGGAAAGACUAUUCGUGGUUAUACAACAGAGCCUCCAGACCUUGAGGCAGAUGUGUCAGGGCCUUUCAUAGAACUGGGAAAUUGUACUAACUGUUUGCAUUGCAAAUAUUGGCACUCUGGGGAUAUCAGCAAUGAACCACUGGCUCAUGCUCAUGGACAAUUGUUCAACAUUUUCUACUGCUACAAAAGGAAAAAUUUAAAAAACCCUACAGUGUAGGAUUUACAUAAUUAAAGAAAAAGACACAUUUGUCUAAACCACACUCUACAAUGAAAUUUAUACCCAUCUAUCUCAUUUGGUAAAACUUUGCAUCCUCCCUUCUAGUUACUUCAACACAACAAAAAAAAUUGGUAACUUUUUUUUUUUAAAUCUACAUCUAUACUGUGUACAUUUUGAAGCAAUACAAAUGAUAGGUUGUACUUUUACAUAUCCACCAAUACUGACCCAAGUGUGAUGUCACCCAUCUUUUAACUACCACAAAAACCCAAAUUAGAUCCUCGUAUGUACUAAUUAGAAAUAAGAUAUUUUUCUCCUCAUGUAGAAGGCCAGAGCUGAAUAGUUGAGAGCAAAACCGCUCAACUCUGUCAUCUACUCUUCAUAUAAAUAUAAGGCAUGUGCCUAGUUUUGAUAAAGAACGGAAUAUUUUUUAUAUCUGUGAUAUCACACUGGACCAGUUUACUGUAAUACAGCCCUGGUUCUCACACAGGGAAGGCAACCCACUAGUCAAUGCUGGCAUGGAGGAGUUGAGUUCUACCUUGAAGAGAAAGAAUCAGUUUUUUUAUCCCUUAUAUUAAUUUCAAAGCUAUUGUUAAAAUGUUAAUGUGUACUGGGCUAA
This is a messenger RNA of Vidua macroura (Pin-tailed whydah), 2810 nucleotides long. It is a transcript of the gene LINGO2, whose product is annotated as leucine rich repeat and Ig domain containing 2. The coding region runs from base 34 to 1854 and encodes 606 amino acids. Gene Ontology annotation, molecular function: protein binding. NCBI's taxonomy places the organism in Eukaryota, Metazoa, Chordata, Aves, Passeriformes, Viduidae. The transcript has a single exon. Gene Ontology annotation, cellular component: plasma membrane. The record is from RefSeq and is a predicted model, not a curated record.